Glycine soja is the source of this 312-nucleotide messenger RNA. RefSeq lists its product as uncharacterized. The record is from RefSeq and is a predicted model, not a curated record. The coding region runs from base 1 to 312 and encodes 103 amino acids. The transcript has a single exon. Lineage: Eukaryota; Viridiplantae; Streptophyta; Magnoliopsida; Fabales; Fabaceae.
AUGGUUGGUAGAUACCAAAGUAAUCCAGGAUUGGAUCAUUGGAAAGCUGCAAAUAAAGUCUUAAGAUACUUGCAAGGGACAAAGGAUCACAUGUUUACUUAUAGGAGAUCUAGUCAUCUUGAGGUGAUUGAAUAUAUAGAUUCAGAUUUUGCUGGUUGUAUAGAUACAAGAAAGUCUACAUUUGGUUAUGUGUGUCUUUUAGCUGGAGGAGUGAUUUCAUGGAAAGGUGCAAAGCAGUCAGUCAUUGUUGCAUCCACCAUGGAAGCUGAAUUUGUGGCAUGCGUUGAGGCUACAGUUCAGGUAAUUGGUUGA